CAAGACGGAAAACAGGAUAUUUAUUUUUUCUGUUUACAUCCUCUUCAGUCACACUGAAUGUCUUUUCGUAUUUGGAAAAUAUCAGUUAAUUUUUAUAUAUAAUAUUCUUGCAUGAUCCUGUUAAAUGGUUGCUAGUUAGACUGUAGUGGCAUUUAUUCCCCAGUACUUCUCAUUUUCAUCUCUACACAUGGCUUUAAUUUACCCCAUGUAGUGGCUAACUUAAGAGUUGUGAAACUAGGGGGAAGAGGCAUCUAUUAGUAUCAGUCAAAAGCCUCGACACACCUUCUCCUUCAUUGUAGAUUUAUACUGAAGACAUCCAAAAACCUGUUAAACAACCCAGAAUAUGUUUUGUAUGUUUGUCCAAAGUAGCUCCAUUAAGCUUUGUUGACGAACACUCAUGACAUUUUCUCAUCAGAAUUACCAUUCACCCGGAAUCGUUUUUCAAUUCACAGGUGUGCCUUUUCAAGGGUUUGUGACAUUUCUUGCCUUCUUAAUGUGCUUUAGGCCAUCCGUUGUCCUAUGCAGAGGGAAGGAUGAGUAUAGAAGCCCUGUUGGUGCUACAACAACUACUGUAUAAAUCCUUAUUAUGCUAUUUGUCUAAGAAGAGCUUGAUGGAUUGCAGAUCGUUUGAAAUUAUUUGGACUGAAGAGUAAAGCAGCCAACAACCACCUCAACACAUCUGGAAACUUCUCAAGACUACCUCAUGAGGUUAUCAAUCAUGGAAUGGCCUGCCCAGACAAUGCACCUAAAUCCUAUUGAACUGCUCUGGGAUGAACUGAAUUGCAAGGUCAGCAAGAAAUCUUAAACUAGUGAAGAACACUUUGGCAAGUUUUCCAGGUGGCAUGGCAAAAUAUUUUAGCUGAAUGUUUGGAGAAACAAACUGUCUGGAUGCCAAAUGUGUAAAGCUGUUAUUUGUGCUAAGGGGGGAUUGAUUUUUUUUUUUUACGAAAUAAAAUUUAGAAUUUGUUAAAGUAAACGUUCCAGUAUAUAAACAGUGGGAACAUGCAUGUGUUGUCCUGGUGUGUGUCACACAUCCUUGGCCAAUAAACCCGAUUCUGAUUCUGAUGUGUGCAAGUAAAGGGAAUUUUUCCUGCUAGUGCAUCCAAGGACAUCCCAUGCAAUUGUGCCUCCAAUUUUGUGGUAACAGUUUGGGGAAGAACCAUGUAUGGCUGGACAAAUCAGGUGUCCCAAUAUCUUUGUCCAUAUAGUGUAUGUUAAUGAAUGCAAUUAUAGAGAAAGUGUUUCUAAAUUAGGCCUCUUUUCUCACAUACACACACACACACACUUACAUACACACCCCCAUACACUUACCGUAUAUCUCUUUGAAGCUAUUGAUUUUUGUCAUGCACCUAAAAAAAAAGACAAUUAAAACAUGUUCCGGAUGCUCAGGCCGAGCACAAAGGAGGUGUAGAAAUGGAAAAAGAUGUAACACCAAGCCCAGGUUAGUGUUAACGAUGAUUGACAGCUUCAGAAGACACGCGGUGUGCGUCAGUACUAAUGGCAGUCUGUAAUGUGUUCUAUAAUAAACUUUAUAAGACUGGAUUUAGAAUUAUCGACCCACAUUUCAUUUAUCGGUCAAGAUUGGAUACGUUGGAUACAAAAAUCAGGCGUGUGAACAUCUUCAGGAGGGUUGAGACGCACAUUAUUUUGCACCCUAUGCAAGUAGAAUAAACACAGAACUUUGUGCCCCAGUUAACUUCUGAUUUGUUCAAGCGGUAGCUUCUGCUGUAUAUGUGAUUACAGCUAGUAAGUCCGCCUGGUAAUGUAUAUGUUCAGAUGGCAAUUCUGAUAUAGUUAAUGAUUUUAAAAUGACCUAUGGAAAGAAAGUAGAGUUGAUAUUGUGUGUAACUGAGGUUGGCUUUCUUUACAUUUACAUUCCUGGCAUUUGGUAGAUGCCCUUAUUUUGAGCUACUUACAAUUAUCUCAUUUAUACAACUGAGCAGCUGAAGGCUGGGAUUUGAUCUCACAAGCUACCAAUAAGACCAUGCGUCCAAAUAUACAUACAAUUUUGACCCUCUAUAUUAGCAGUGUUAUUUAAUUGUGUCUGAACAGAGGACACAAACGCAACCACGUGUUAAAAUAUUUCCAGGCUACAAUGCGGGUACACGACAUAUGAAAUAAGCCGGUGUAAACUGGGAACCACAGUAGGUUGGGAUUUGGAUUACAGAUGAGGUCGAAAAGGAAAGUGUCCGAAGAACACGCGGGAGAAUAUUUCCUGUUCAGAUUUCAGCUUUAAACGAGGAAAUGGAGGGUCUCUUCCGGAGAUGCUAAAUUCAGGACGUUAAGAACGAGCAAUUGGACACAUGUUAAAUAACUGUUAUUCCAUAAUUCAUCUUCAGUUACCGGGCGUUGCUGCCCAACAGACAGCAGGUAUUGAAUAAACCGGGAAAUGGCUCGGCUCAUAGCAGGAGGGGGUGGAGGGGGGCUGACAUGCCUGGCAGAAAGCUGAUAUAGUAGUUUACAUGACUCCGGUACGGAUCGUUGCAUCGAGUGGAAGAUAUAACUUGAGGAGAUGCAGCGGGUCUGUUCCUAAUGGCCAGACUCUGAAACCGAAUCUCCAGGGUCAGUGUGUCUCCUAGGAAUUGCUCUAUGAGAGCACUUUAAAGCCAAGAGACGCGCUCAUUACCCUCUCACUGCACAGCUCACCACUCACACACACUCACGCAGAGCUUCCGAAAACCAUGGGACAAUUCAUUGCCUGAGGACUAAAUAUUAACAUCUUACAACUUACACUCCAGUGUUGAUAUUGAAGCACAGGACAACAUUGACGUGUCCACAUCAUGUCCGAGAAGAAAUCCAGACCCUCAGAUGCGCGUCCCAAAAACCUGCGUAGCUGGAGCGUGGACAGCUACAUCCGCAGCGUUAAGAAGCGCUCGCGUGGUCCGCGCCAUGACGCCCCUCCCAGAGGAGUAGAGGAUGGAGACGUGCCGGAUGAGCAGAACGUCCGCUCGACUUCCUGUCCCCAGAGACGGAGGGAGAGGAAGUGCAGCUGUACGGCUAUCGGAGACGGAGACAUAGACUCUGUGUGCAGGAAAGCGUUGUCUCGCCGAUCUCUCCGACAGAAGUUCCAGGACGCAGUGGGGCAGUGUCUUCCCCUCCGUGGCCACCAUCACCACCACCACCAUCACCAUCACCACCACCACCAUCACCAGGGCGGCUCGUCGAGACCAUUCUCGGUGCUCCUGUGGUCCAAGCGCAAGAUUCACGUGUCUGAGCUCAUGGAGGACAAGUGUCCGUUCUCGCCGAAGUCUGAACUGGCGCAGUGUUGGCAUCUUAUCAAGAAGCACGGCACGCAUCAGAACGCGUCAAUAGUCCUUGAGGACCACAAAAGCAGAAGGUUGACCUCGUCUUCUUCGACUUUCAUUUCCUGGGAGGAAGUCAGCUCAAACGGUGCAUCCAGCUUGACUGAUUGGGACGCGUCUUUUAUUCACGGGGCACCCCAGUGUUACUCACAUGCUGACUGCAUCUUAGUUCCUGAUCUCCUUCAAAUCAUCAACAGCCCAUGUUAUUGGGGCGUCCUGAACCGAUUCGAGGCCGAACAGCUUCUUGAAGGCCAACCCGAAGGCACCUUCCUGCUCCGAGACUCCGCCCAGGACGACUACCUGUUCUCGGUCAGCUUUCGGCGCUACAGCCGGUCUCUUCACGCACGCAUCGAGCAGAGCGGCAAGCGAUUCAGCUUUGACUGUCGCGACCCCUGCAUGUACAGAGACGUGAGUAUCACGGGCCUUCUGAAGCACUACAGCGAUCCAGCCACGUGCCUGUUCUUUGAACCUCUCCUGUCUCGACCCCUGCCCAGGACCUUUCCCUUUUCCCUGCAGCAUCUGUGCAGGGCGUUAAUCUGCAGCUGCACUACCUAUCAGGGCAUCGAGACUCUGCCCCUGCCGCAUACACUCCGGGAUUACCUCAGGCUAUACCAUUUUAAAUGUGACGGGGCAUGCGAGAUAUGACGAGCUAUUCACAUUUCAAAUGUCUUGAAUUAGAAUCAGAAAGAAUUCCACAAAUGUGUCAUUUUUUUCUUUAUUCCUUGUAGUCCCUGAUUUUCUGAGUGGGAUCAAUGGGCUACCUUUCUCUGAUCAGACUGAGCCAAUCAUUUAGAGCUCAUUUGUAUGAAACAGGGUGAAAAUAGUUACAAACUUUUCAUUAAAACUACAAAAAAACUUGAUUUCCCUGCACCUGUAGCAGAAUGUUCAUUUUCAUGUUGUACUACCAAGUUGUGGUACCAUCAAAGGUACCUCUUUUGUACCAAUAGUCUGUAAACCUAUAGGAUAUAGGAAUUAUACAUAAAUGCAGCAUAAAAGAAAACAAACGUUUGCGUACCUUGAUUAGCAUUAGCAUUUGAAGUUCGUAGGGAUUUCAAGGACAAUCACAAAAGUAUAUUUGUAUAAACGUGUACUCCUUCUUGUGCAACCCGAACUGCUGAGAUGAUCAAUGUCUCUAAGUGAACAUUAGCAUCAGUUUUAAAUCAUCACAUCAUUAAUGUGCAACUAUUUUCAGUCUUCUGCUUAAAAUCACUCAACAAGCGCUAGACAUGCUUGUUUUAAAUGUAAUAAAAUGGUGUCCAUCAGUGAUUCAAAACAGAAGAGAUGGAAACUCAUUUUUACCCUUCGCUCCUCUGUAAUGCUAACUGUUGUGCGUCAGGAGAGAUAAUGCGCUAGCGUCUGGCGCCGACUAAAUUGGGAAAAAAUCUGUAAAGAAAAUGCCCCGGCUGGAAAAAAAUGGUCUUCCUGAUGAAGCUCCUUUUGAACGAUCUAGUGAACGAGCACAGUGAUGCUGGGUCUUCUGUGGAAAAAGAAAAAAAACCUAAACCUGAUACCCUUAAUCGAUUUGAUUCAUAUAGCGCUUACUGUAAACACUGUCAUGAAGCAGAUUUACAGAAAUCCGGAUGCAGAUUUAGAUUAACGACUGUGACAUCGGCACGAGGAACCAGGCAGCAUGAUAUUAUAGAUUAUUUCAUAUAAAGGUUGAGAAGUCAGUACUGAGAAUGCAUUUAAAAUAUCUUUAUGAUUACAGCAGCAAAUUCUUGUGCAGUAUCCAGGUGAGAGUCAUAAAAAAAGAAAUUAAAGUGUUUUGAGGGUCUUUGAUUUAGAAAAUUCAUUUAGAGUCAUAGUUAAUCACUUUGAGAGGCUUCACGGUUGUAUCACAUGUUAUAUGAUACCAAUAUUGAUUUCAAAUUGAAUUAAUGAACAGCCUAAAGAUCUAUGAAGUUACUAAGCAACUCAAGAACCAUAAAGAUGGAUUUGGACUGUAAUUAAUACAAACACCUUAACAAUAAUACAACUAUAAUGAAUGGAUAUUCGGUGCCACUGAGAAUCUGGAUCCUCUCAUGGUUUCUCCCUUAUACCAUCUCAGGGAGUUUUCUCCACUGGUUCGCUCAUUAGAGACAAACUUAUAGGCAUUUCAACUUCAUAACGCUUUAAUUCUCUGUAAAGCUGCUUUGAGACAAUGUCCAUUGUUAAAAGCGCUACACAAAUAAAUCUGAAUUGAAUUAAAUUGAUAAAGUUUAGGUCAAAUUUGUUGCGUAACAUUGACUGCUAAUUUAACAAAUUGACCAUCACAAAGCAAGGUUACAAGGUAAACCGAAUUAAAAUAUAUUAUAUAUAUUUAUUUCCACAUGAAACAUAUCUUCUUAAAGGUUUCAAAGUGUUUAUUCGAAAACUGACCAGGUGCAAUUCAAAACCAUUGAACACGUUCAAAGGAAUACACAGAAAGAGCAAAGACAGGGCAAGGAGGUCAGACGAAACAAAUGGCUUCAAAUCUUUGGUAGGUCAAGACUUAAAUAUAAUAUUUAACAGAAAGUCCUUUUGGUAGGCAGGGAAGGUGUCCUAAGCUACAUUGUUUUAUAGACUAAAAACCCUUGUUUUGUCUUCUUUUUGGCUCGUUGAUAGAAUCCAGACAAACAACUUACAUAUGAUGGUUUUUCCAUCAGGCUUCCAGACGUAUAUUUAAAAAAGGGUUGCAUGCAGGAAGUGUGUUGUCAGGUAUAUAUAUAUCAGAUUAGUUGUGACUAAAGCCAACUAAUGUAAGUAAUGUAGCUCGAUAAUCAUACGACACUCAGUAGGACAAAUCGAUAGUCGGCAAUUUGUAAAUGUGGAAGCUCAAAGCUAAUUCUUCUGAAUUUGGACAUGAGCUGAAAAGCGCAAUACGUUUUAUAGAAUGAGCGAUCGUACUCACGAUUUUUUCCGAAUCACGUAAAAGAUGUACUGUGUUACAUGCAAACCAGGUCUCAAACAUAGACCUGUUCUUAAAUACACUGUAUGGGCAAAAGUAUUGGGACACCAGACUAUUGCUGCCAUUUGUGGUUUUUCUGCAAAAGUUUCAGGCGCACAAUUGUGUAUAAUGUCUGUGGAUGUGGGAACAUAAAAUUCUGAGGUUCUUAGCCUGCUACAGAGCUCUGACCUCAACCCUCAACCCUACCCACCCUCAAUCCCAACACCUUUGGGAUGAAUUGGAACGCUGACUUCAUCCCAGGCCUUCUACAUCAGUACAUCUCCGCAAGCACACUUCACAAUCUAGUGGAACAUCUUCCAAGAAGUGUGGAGGUUAUUAUAACAGUAAAUGCGGACUAAAUGUGGAAAGGGAUGUUUAAAAAGCACAUCAGGUGUGCUUCAGGUCAGGUGUCUACAAACAUUUGUCAAUAUAGUGCAUGUGAUGUUUGUGCGAUGUCUUGAAACGUCCCUCUAUUUGUUUUAGCAUAAAAUAAAAAAAAAUAGACUAAUUACAUAUUAUUAUGAUUUGUUUAUUAUAUUUCUUUCCCCAGUAUUCCCUUAAGUAUUUAAAAUCAUUUUAAUAAACUUUUACAUUUUUAUUAAAAUUUUAGUUUAGAUUUUACUACAACAUUUUUAGCAGAUUUGCACUCAUACCCCCAUAAUAAACAGAUGUUGUAAUAUAUAAUGUCUGAUACUCUAUAUGUAUACUGUGUAUAUAAACUGAAUGGAAUGGCCACAGUUUCUUCAUGUUGACCUUUUUGUUUUUGUCAGAAUAUCUGGCCAGAUGGAAACGAUGUUAAGGGAAGAAAGAAAAGCAAUCGGACAACUUUGUUUUCUUUUCCUGUCUUUUGAAUCUGACGUCAUGUCAUAAAGCACGUAUCAUUGAAAUGGUCUAUAUCGUUAACUAAAACCCUUCAUCUUCUGAAUAACAAUGUGUAGCAGCAGACAAUUUUCAAUAAACACUGCCUAUAAAUACUGAA
This is a messenger RNA of Silurus meridionalis, 7186 nucleotides long. RefSeq names its product suppressor of cytokine signaling 4 (gene socs4). Gene Ontology annotation, cellular component: phosphatidylinositol 3-kinase complex. The transcript is spliced from 4 exons. The coding region runs from base 2781 to 3947 and encodes 388 amino acids. Gene Ontology annotation, molecular function: 1-phosphatidylinositol-3-kinase regulator activity. The record is from RefSeq and is a predicted model, not a curated record. Lineage: Eukaryota; Metazoa; Chordata; Actinopteri; Siluriformes; Siluridae. Gene Ontology annotation, biological process: intracellular signal transduction; phosphatidylinositol phosphate biosynthetic process.